AUGUCGCAUGAAGGAAUAAAGACAGUAAGAGUAGACAACCGUUGUGAUUUCUCAAGCUAUUCAGAUCUCUGUAUUUGCGUCGUGACCUGGAACAUGAAUGGCCAGGUCACCUACGAAGAUUUGGCAGAGCUGGUUGGGAACAAUCGGAAGUUUGAUCUUCUGGUUGUAGGUCUGCAGGAGGUGCCCCGCAAAAAUAUUUCACGACUUCUACAGGCAGCGCUGCUUGACUCUCACAUCUUGUUGGGAAAAUCCAUCAUGCAAUCUAUACACCUCUAUGUGUUUGGGCUAAAGGACUCAGAUUUGUUCACCAAAGAAGUGAAGAUUGAUAAGAGUCCAGUAGGGGGCUUGGGAGGACUAAUUAGGAGAAAGAAAGGCGCCGUGGCAAUCCGCCUUAACUACAAAGGCAUUACAAUGGUGUUCAUCUCUUGCCAUCUCUCUGCUCAUGCUCAGAACGUGGAGAAGAGGAAUUCUGAAUUCAGAAACGUAUCUGAAUCUCUUUUCUCUCAGAAACUGAACCCUUAUGCAAGACCUGCUCAAAUUACUGUCUGGUUGGGAGAUCUCAACUACAGGAUACAAGGGAUCGGCAACUAUCCCGCAAGAGAUCUCAUACACAAUGAUCUUCAGAGACUACUCACUAACAAUGACCAGCUCUUACAAGAGGCCGAGAGAGGACAGAUCUUCGAAGGUUAUAGCGAGGGCACAUUAACGUUUAAGCCCACAUAUAAAUAUAACAUUGGAAGCAGCAAUUAUGAUACAAGUUACAAGUUUAAUCUCGACGUACCUAACCUACGUACAGGUGAGAAUGCCAUCGUGGACGGAUCGAAUUUUGUUCAAAACACAAGACACGGAGGAAAUCCAUGCAACGUUGCAUUCGUAUGA
This is a messenger RNA of Prunus armeniaca (apricot), 879 nucleotides long. The record is from the annotation of a GenBank genome assembly. NCBI's taxonomy places the organism in Eukaryota, Viridiplantae, Streptophyta, Magnoliopsida, Rosales, Rosaceae.